Diaporthe amygdali is the source of this 627-nucleotide messenger RNA. RefSeq lists its product as uncharacterized. The record is from RefSeq and is a predicted model, not a curated record. Gene Ontology annotation, molecular function: oxidoreductase activity; FMN binding. The coding region runs from base 1 to 627 and encodes 208 amino acids. NCBI's taxonomy places the organism in Eukaryota, Fungi, Ascomycota, Sordariomycetes, Diaporthales, Diaporthaceae. Gene Ontology annotation, cellular component: cytosol. The transcript has a single exon.
AUGGUUUCUACCGAUAAAGCCUUCAAGGUGGGCAUCAUCUGCGGCAGCACUCGCGCGCCCCGCGUCGGGCCCCAGAUCACAGACUUCGUGCACAAGGCGAUCGAGUCCCACCUUGCAUCUCAGCCAAGCAGCCACGGAUUAACCCUGGAAACCGUCGACAUCGCCGCCUUCAACCUGCCGCUGUUCGACGAGCCGGGCAUCCCCCAGGCCAUCACUGACCCGGCAGGCUACGCCCACCAGCACACGCGCGACUGGUCCGCCCGCAUCGCCGCCCUAGACGCAUUCGUCUUCGUCACGCCGCAGUACAACUGGGGCAUCCCCGCGGCGCUGAAGAACGCCAUCGACUUCCUCUUCAACGAGUGGACGCGAAAGCCUGGCAUGAUCGUGUCUUAUGGCGGCCACGGCGGCGGCAGGGCCGCUGAGGCGCUGAGAGUUGUGCUUCAGGGUUUGAAGAUGAAGACGCCUGAGAAGACUGUGAAUCUGUCAUUCCCUGACCGGAAGUUUAGUGGGAAAUGUUUCCUUGGUGGGGAAUUGGGACUGCAGGAGAAUGGUAACACGGUGUGGGUGGAGGAUCGAGAAAACAUUAUUGCUGUCUGGGAUGAGAUGGUAAAGCUCCUAGUAGAUUAG